AUGGAUCUGGGUCGAGGUCUUCCCCUUGUCACCGGUGCGAGAAGAAGCUUCAAUGGCUGCUGGACGUGUAGACUGCGGCGAAAAAAGUGUGAUGAGAGUCCUCUCACAUGCGAUGCCUGUACGGCAUUGCACAUCACUUGCCACUACUCUCAGGAGAAACCGGAUUGGAUGGAUGGGGGUCUGAGACAGAAGGAGAUGGCUGAGCAGAUCAAGCGCGAGGUCAAAGGAAAUGCUCACCUCCGGCCUGUGCAGCGUUCUGCCCACCUUCCUGGAGGCUAUUCUUCGCUCGCUGAUUCUGGCCCUGAGAGUCUCGAAGACAACACUGAACUUCUCAAUGGAAUGCAGCUACACGAUGGGGCUCCGACGACCUCGCCAUUGCGUAAUGCUGACUGCACCUCUGCCCACACAAAUGCCCCGAAAACAGCAACGUUUGAACGAUCUGACACGGUUCUCCUCACGUUCUACCUCGAUUACUUGUUUCCCUUCCUGUUUCCAUUUUAUCGGCCCUCGCCCCUACAAGGUGGCAGAGCUUGGAUCUUGGAAAUGAUGAUAAGCCGACCAGUAGUUCGACAAGCAACACUUUGUCAGAGCGCAUAUUUUCUAUCUCUUGCUCACGAGGCAGCAAACCACUCUGUGGACUGGGAUACAGUACUAACACGUACGAGAGAUGCUUUCGAAGUGCUGAGACGGUCGCUGCAGCUUAUGAGCGGCUCGGACAUCUCAGAACAUCUGCACGGGGCUGUGCGAGUCAUGGCAAGUAUCAUGCAGGUGCAGCGUUUUGAAAUUGCUCUGUUGAGUUUUGACAACUGUAGGGCGCAUUUGAAUGCCGCAUUGUCACUCUUCAAACAGCUCCUCGACACUAGCAGUUCUGGUGGAACAGAAGGAAUCAGGUCAAACUUCGAUGCCUUCAUGCAUAAACUGGGACCAUCCACAUGGAUCUUGCCUGCGCAAUGUAUUCAAGUUCCAAGUGCCGAGCAGUCCGCUUUUCGCUUCUCAUCUAGCCUUUUGUUCUUGGACGACAUCAUCGCAAGUACGGCUCUCCAGGAGGAGCCCGCACUCUAUACGUUUCAUCGAAGCCUUUUGACUUCGAAUGACGGGCUCGAGCCGCCCAUACAGCUCGAGACUGCCAUUGGAUGCGAGAACUGGGUGUUUCUGGAGAUCGGCAAGGUGGCUGUUCUAGACGCUUGGAAACAACGAUGUAAGAAGACGGGUACCCUAGAUGUCAUCGAACUGGUCCAUCGAGCUACAGCAAUCAAAGACGGCUUGACAGCGCACCUGACAGACCUGGAAAGGAGGUCAAGGGACAUGCAGGGAGGAGGAAACGAUCUGAUUGACAUUUUUACAGUGGACUGCCACCACCAGUUCCAGGCACCACCGAGCCAGACGUCACUGAUUACACGUGUGUGGGCUCACGCGGCCUUGAUUUAUCUGUGCCUUGUUGUGUCAGGAUGGCAGCCAGCCAGUGUCGAUAUUCGAUAUCACGUGUGCCGUUCAAUCGAACUGCUCACAUUUCAUAUGCCCUCGCCAACGUUGCUGCGUACUAUGGUAUGGCCCUUCUGCGUGACAGGCUGCCUUGCAGAGCCAGCUCAGGAAACUCAACUACGUGGCAUAGUUGAAAAUCUCCAACCGCCCACGAUUUUCGGCACGGUACGAAAAGCAGUAGAGAUCAUGGAAAGUGUUUGGCGCAAAAGAGAAACCGUUGAGAUCACAAAUUUCGACCUUGCUACAUGCCUCAGAAAUGGAGGUGAUCUUGUGUUGUUGGUAUAGACGAACAU
Exophiala oligosperma is the source of this 1775-nucleotide messenger RNA. RefSeq lists its product as uncharacterized. The record is from RefSeq and is a predicted model, not a curated record. Lineage: Eukaryota; Fungi; Ascomycota; Eurotiomycetes; Chaetothyriales; Herpotrichiellaceae. Gene Ontology annotation, biological process: positive regulation of transcription by RNA polymerase II. Gene Ontology annotation, molecular function: transcription cis-regulatory region binding; zinc ion binding; DNA-binding transcription factor activity, RNA polymerase II-specific. Gene Ontology annotation, cellular component: nucleus. The transcript has a single exon. Bases 1 to 1767 code for a protein of 588 amino acids.